GGGGGCGGGGCGGGUAUAUAUAGUGCGCGGCCGGGGCGGCGGCCUCCCCCUUGUCCCCCGGCCGCCGUCGGAGCUGUGUGCGCAGUGCGUGUGCUCCGGACACCCGGACACGCCGGCCCGGCCCCGCCGCACCAUUUAUUACUAAAAAUAUUUAAAAAGCCAAAAAAAAUCCAAAAAUCCUAAAAAACCUUUAAAAAAAAAUAAUCCUUCCUUCUUCCACCUCCCGUCAACCUUCUGCAACCGGCCGGUUUGAUAUAAAAUAACCCGGUGAAGCGAAGCCCCCGGACCCGGCGCAGCCGAGAGGAGACACAGAGCGAGCCCGACCCCCGCCGAGGCCAACAGCAACCGCCGCCACCUCCGCCAGGCCCGGCACGGAGUGAGCCAGACCCCCCGCCCCUUCCAUCCGCCGCCGCCGCGCAUCCGCCUCCCGCCGCCGACAAGUUUCGACUCCGUCUCCGGAGUGCCCCCUCCGCCGCGCCGCCACCGCCGGCCCCUGCCCUCACGGACCGCCGGGCCGCCGCGGCCUCCUCGCCUCGUCAGCGCCCCCCCCUUGCCCUCCCGCGUCGGGAGACGGCGGCAGGAUGAACCCCAGCGCCCCCAGCUACCCCAUGGCCUCCCUCUACGUGGGGGACCUGCACCCCGACGUGACGGAGGCCAUGCUCUACGAGAAGUUCAGCCCUGCCGGGCCCAUCCUCUCCAUUCGCGUCUGCAGGGACAUGAUCACCCGCCGGUCGCUCGGCUACGCCUAUGUCAACUUCCAGCAGCCCGCCGACGCUGAACGAGCUUUGGACACAAUGAACUUUGAUGUCAUUAAAGGCAAACCAGUGCGCAUCAUGUGGUCUCAGCGCGAUCCAUCUCUACGUAAAAGUGGUGUAGGAAACAUCUUCAUCAAAAACUUGGACAAAUCAAUUGAUAACAAAGCUUUGUAUGACACAUUUUCUGCUUUUGGAAACAUCCUGUCUUGUAAGGUGGUGUGUGAUGAAAAUGGAUCCAAGGGCUAUGGAUUUGUACAUUUUGAGACACAAGAAGCUGCAGAAAGAGCUAUUGAAAAAAUGAAUGGUAUGCUGCUUAAUGACCGCAAAGUAUUUGUUGGAAGGUUUAAAUCCCGCAAGGAGCGUGAGGCAGAGCUUGGAGCCAGAGCAAAGGAAUUCACCAAUGUUUACAUCAAGAAUUUUGGAGAAGACAUGGAUGAUGAGAGACUGAAGGAACUCUUUGGCAAGUUUGGUCCUGCCCUAAGUGUGAAAGUUAUGACCGAUGAGAGUGGAAAAUCGAAAGGCUUUGGCUUCGUUAGUUUUGAAAGACAUGAAGAUGCCCAAAAAGCUGUAGAUGAGAUGAAUGGGAAAGAGCUCAAUGGGAAACAAAUCUAUGUUGGCCGGGCUCAGAAAAAGGUGGAAAGACAGACGGAGCUGAAGCGCAAGUUUGAACAAAUGAAGCAGGACAGGAUCACCAGAUACCAGGGUGUAAACCUUUAUGUGAAAAAUCUUGACGAUGGGAUCGAUGAUGAGCGUCUUCGAAAAGAAUUCUCCCCGUUUGGUACAAUCACUAGUGCAAAGGUCAUGAUGGAAGGUGGCCGCAGCAAAGGAUUUGGAUUUGUAUGCUUUUCAUCACCAGAAGAAGCCACCAAAGCUGUUACAGAAAUGAAUGGUAGAAUUGUGGCUACUAAACCAUUAUAUGUAGCUCUAGCUCAGCGUAAAGAAGAGCGCCAAGCUCAUCUCACCAACCAGUAUAUGCAGAGAAUGGCGAGUGUAAGGGCAGUACCUAAUCCUGUAAUCAACCCGUACCAACCAGCACCUCCUUCAGGUUACUUCAUGGCAGCUAUCCCACAGACUCAGAACCGUGCUGCAUACUAUCCUACUAAUCAACUUGCUCAGCUUGCUAGACCUAGUCCUCGCUGGACUGCUCAGGGUGCCAGACCUCAUCCAUUCCAAAACAUGCCUGGUGCUAUCCGCCCAGCAGCGCCCAGACCACCGUUUAGUACCAUGAGACCAGCUUCUUCACAGGUUCCACGAGUCAUGUCAACACAACGUGUUGCUAAUACAUCAACACAAACAAUGGGUCCACGUCCUGCAGCAGCAGCUACUGCAGCUACUCCUGCUGUACGCACAGUACCACAAUACAAAUACGCUGCAGGUGUUCGUAAUCCUCAGCAACAUCUUAAUACACAGCCACAGGUUGCCAUGCAGCAGCCUGCUGUCCAUGUGCAAGGUCAGGAACCCUUGACUGCUUCCAUGUUGGCUUCUGCCCCUCCACAAGAACAAAAGCAGAUGUUAGGUGAACGUCUAUUUCCUCUCAUUCAAAGCAUGCACCCUACUCUGGCGGGUAAGAUCACUGGUAUGUUGUUGGAGAUUGACAACUCUGAACUCCUCCACAUGCUCGAGUCUCCUGAGUCUCUUCGUUCGAAGGUUGAUGAAGCUGUAGCCGUACUACAAGCCCACCAAGCUAAAGAGGCUGCUCAAAAGGCAGUUAAUAAUCCCACUGGGGUUCCAAGUGUUUAGUAAUAUUGGUUUUGUUUGCAGGAAGAUCCGGGACUACAAUCUAGAACUUCGCUUCACCGAAGAAAAAAAAAAAUCUAAACAUGGAAAAACUAUUAAAUAUUGAGAAAAACAUUGCAAAAUAUAAAAUAAAUAAAAAAAGGAAAGGAAACUUUGAAGCUUAUGUACAGAGCAACGCCGGGGCUAGUAAAACAAGUGCUAGUCCUAGAUUACUUACUGAUUUAAAAUUUAAAAAAAAAAUAGUAAAAUAAAAAAUACAAAUUAAUGUUUUAUAAACCCGGGGGAAAAGAAUUUUCAACACAGUACAAAAAUUUAAAGCAUUCCUUUCUUUAAUUUUGUAAUUCUUUACUGUGGAAAAGCUCAGAAUAUCACCACUGUUUUAGUUGACAGUGAGAAUUGAUAGCUGAGCAAAGAAACGUAAUUUGGAUUAUAAAAUUCUUGGUUUAAUAAAAAUUCCUUAAACACUGA
This is a messenger RNA of Falco peregrinus (peregrine falcon), 2960 nucleotides long. RefSeq names its product poly(A) binding protein cytoplasmic 1 (gene PABPC1). NCBI's taxonomy places the organism in Eukaryota, Metazoa, Chordata, Aves, Falconiformes, Falconidae. Gene Ontology annotation, molecular function: poly(U) RNA binding; poly(A) binding; mRNA 3'-UTR binding. The coding region runs from base 582 to 2495 and encodes 637 amino acids. The transcript has 15 exons. The record is from RefSeq and is a predicted model, not a curated record. Gene Ontology annotation, cellular component: nucleus; cytosol; ribonucleoprotein complex.